UGAACUUCCAGUACAAGAACCACCUUGUCUUUAAUUACUAUCUGCAUCUUCUCCCCAAGGCGAAGGAAGCACCAGACUUUUACAUAGGAGGAGGGCAGCGGUUCGCGAGAAGGCCCCACCACACCCUUCACAUGCUCCAAGUCCGGGGCCUAAAGCCAGUCUGGGGAAGCUUGGAGGACUUGGCCAAUGGCAUGCGGCGCAAAUGCAAUCCCCUGGGUCCCUGGUUGCCUGGGUUCAGCUACCCCGGCCCUCUCCGUCUCCCAGGGCCAGCUGUGCGAGUCUGAGCCGAGGCAACUGGGCUCAUUCCGCAAGGGUCACCCGCCCAACCAAGGCCGCCGUGCCGUCUGGUCAUCAGCAUCGUCUUCAUCCUCCACGGUGUCUGUCUGUCUCGUGGACUAACCCCCUUUCCCACCCCUCUCUACCUCUUGUAGUUUCUUCCGUCUCACUGACCUGCCCUCCUCCUCCUCUACCUCCUGAUUUCUCUUCUCCCAACAUCCUCUCCCUGGGCUCUCGACACCCGAGUAUCUCGUCUCACAAACUCACCACGACCGUCACAAUGGGCUCCGUGGCCGCACCAAAGACUUUUACCCGCGAACAGGUCAAGAAGGAGGGCAACACUGAGGAUCAGGUACUCUUCAUCAUAGACAGCAAAGUCUACGAUGUCUCCGACUUCCUCGAUGCCCACCCUGGAGGCGAGGCUGUGCUGCGCCAGGUCGCCGGCACUGAUGCCACAGAGGCUUUCUACAAUCUCCACCGCCACGAGGUCUUGACUGGCAAGUAUGCCGAGCUGGCCGUGGGUACAAUCCAAGGCGAGAAGCCAAAGAUAGUCAACCCGGGCCCUGGAGAGCUCUCCAAGGUCCCUUAUGCCGAGCCGCUUUGGUUGUCUGAGCCUUUCAAGAACCCCUAUUACAAUGACAGUCAUCGAAGGCUGCAGAAGGCCAUCAGGAAGUUUACCGAUCUCUAUGUCACUCCUGAGGCUCAGGCAAAGGAGAAGGAUGGCACGUAUAUCAGCCAAGAGCUCAUCGAUCGCAUGUCCAAGGAAGGGGUCCUCCACAUGCGACUUGGGCCAGGCAAGCAUCUUGAAUCUGCCCCCUCGCUCCUAGGUGGUGCCGUGAAGCCGGAAGAGUUUGACUACUUCCAUGACCUCAUCAUUGGCCAGGAGAUGACCCGGGCAUCAGCUAGAGGUUUCCAGGACGGAAACAUGGCAGGGAUGACUAUCGGGCUGACAGCCGUCCUGAACUUUGCCAAUGAUGAGGUCUUUAAGAAGAAGAUUGCCGAUGAGGUGUUCAGUGGCAAGAAGAAGAUCUGCCUGGCAAUUACAGAGGCUUUUGCCGGCAGUGAUGUUGCCCGCCUGAGGACAACUGCCAAGAAGACACCUGACGGCAAGCACUACAUUGUGAACGGAACCAAGAAGUGGAUCACCAAUGGCGUGUUCAGCGAUUACUUUGUCACCGGAGUGCAGACCGAUAAGGGCCUGAGCGUGCUGCUCAUCGAGAGGGGCGAGGGUGUCGAGACCAAGCUGAUCAAGACAAGCUACUCCACUGCUGCCGGGACCACCUACAUUACAUUUGACAAUGUCAAGGUUCCGGUAGAGAACCUCCUUGGCAAGGAGAACCAGGGUAUAUAUGUGAUCCUCAGCAACUUCAACCACGAGAGAUGGACCAUGUGCUGUGGUACUGUCCGAUACUCCCGGAUUAUCGUUGAAGAGAGUCUCAAGUGGGCACACCAGAGAUUGGUGUUUGGCAAGCGGCUCAUCGACCAGCCGGUCAUCCGCCUCAAGCUGGCCAAGAUGAUUGCCCUGGUUGAGGCUCACCAGUCGUGGCUGGAAACCAUUACCUACCAAAUGUGCAACAUGCCUUACUCUCAACAGUCCAAGUUCCUUGGUGGGCCCAUUGGCUUGCUCAAGAUGAGCUGUACUCGCAUGGCCCAUGAAAUUGCGGAUGAAUCAGUACAGAUCUGGGGUGGGCGAGGGCUGACACAAUCAGGUAUGGGCUUCAAGGUUGAGAAUUUUAAUAAGGGAUACAAGUUCGAUGCCAUUCUCGGAGGAGCAGAGGAAGUAUUGGGCGACUUGGGUGUUCGACAGGCCAUGAAAUUCAUGCCAAACGAGAAGUUGUAACUUGUCAGCUAAGUAUAGCUUGCACGUUACACGAGUAUUGCACAGAUCUGGACUGGGAAAGGGGCAGCAAAGGAGUGUUCAAGCCUGCUGAUGUUGGCAGCGAGAAAGGCACUUGGUGGCAUUGGUGCAUAUACUGAAUAUUCAAGAUCUCAUUCAAUGUGAUUUGAGGUUGGUGAAUGAACUAUCAAUUAUUUUAUGCCUGCUAGA
This is a messenger RNA of Diaporthe batatas, 2323 nucleotides long. RefSeq lists its product as uncharacterized. The coding region runs from base 203 to 2116 and encodes 637 amino acids. The record is from RefSeq and is a predicted model, not a curated record. NCBI's taxonomy places the organism in Eukaryota, Fungi, Ascomycota, Sordariomycetes, Diaporthales, Diaporthaceae. Gene Ontology annotation, molecular function: flavin adenine dinucleotide binding; heme binding; oxidoreductase activity, acting on the CH-CH group of donors. The transcript has 3 exons.